AUGGGCUCUGGAAUCGCCCACGCACUCACACACGACGAUGCUGAUAACGACGACGAUAUAUAACAACGCUCACGCCCACAGUCACACUCAAUGAUGCUGAUGAUGAUGCUGCUGAUGAUGAUGAUGGUGCUAAAGGGCUCUGGGAUCGCGCAUGCGCACAUCCGCUCACGCGCGCGCUUAAAAAGCCGUGGCUCCCUGCCGCCUCCUCAUCUUCAGAGCUCCCGGCUCACAUUCGGAGCUUUCGCGGGCGCCACCAUCACCGCAGAACGCGCACGCACAGACACAACACCACCAUCGUAACGCCGUAACGCCAUCGUAACGCCAUCAUCAUCAUCAACAUCGCCAUCGACGCGGUCUUCCCGGCUGAUGGCAGUAAUCAUGGCUCUCGUCGCCGUGUUCAUAGCGACGGUCGCGUUAUCUUCCACCGCCUCAGCCCUGCCCGUGAGUGGAAAGCUAUCCCCAUCCGACGAAGCGGCGCUGAAGUGCAUCAUCGAGGUCCUGUCGGGAGCGCUGUCUCCCGCGCAGCCUCCCCCAGCAGCCAGCGCCGAGUGCAUGGAGAUCCUUCGUGGAGAUAAUCGAAUCUCCACGCUGAUCCACCAGCACGACCUCCUGUCUCAGCUGGAGGAGAUCGCGGGCAGGGGCAACGCAGGGGAGCGCGCGGGGGCCGCUUCCACAGCAGUAGGCGCCAAGUACGAGCCGAGCGAGGAGCGGCAGGAGACGAAGGAGGAGGAUGAAGAGACACGAGUCGCCCACGAGGAGAAGGACAAGAAAGACGCCAAGAAGAAUAAGCAGGAGCAGCAGGAGCAGGAGAAUGACGACGACGAUGAUGAUGAUGAUGAGAAGGAGGAGGAGAAGGAGGAGAAGGAGGGUGGCGAUGACGAGACCAAAUCUGGAGUGGGGAAGUCACGGGAGUUCCGCACGAAGGGGCCGGGGAGUGCCGAGCGCCGCGCAGGAGGAGCGGGAGGACGAACGAAGUGGAGCGGGGGCCGUGUCCGCGUGGAGCCGCGCCACGGAGAGGCUCCCCCCGAGAAGGCCAUCGGCCGCGACUGGAGCAACGGGGAAGAGUCACGUGGACAGCUGCGCGGCGCUCCCGACACCGGCGACGAAGAAGAGGAGGAGGAAGAGGAGCGGUCCCCACACCACGAGGACAAGGACGACGGCGGUGACGAGCUGGCGAGGAGCGUGGGGACUGGCGGGGACGACGACGAGGUGCAGGACGCGGAGGAGGAGGAGGUUACGGAGACGCCGGCGCGUCGCGGAGACGAGAGGGCCCAGCGGGGUUCUCACGGCACGAGCGGCGUCGAGAGGAGCGCGGCGCGGGAGGCGCACGACGGCCGCCGCCGCCGCCCCGCGGCCGAGCAGCUGCUGGAGUACCUGGACCAGAUCCGCCAGCGCCUGGGACAGAAGCAGCAGGAGCAGCAACAGGAGGAGCAGCAGGAGGAGCAGCAGCGGCGGCGCGGCGACUACGGCGGCAGGCACCCCGACAAGGGGGAGCCUCUCGUCGACAGGAAAUCCGACAGCGAAGACGAAGACGACGAGAAGGUUGAGAACGAGACGCGAAAGAGCGAGGUGGGCGGCCGGCACGGCCACUACGAGGUGGAAGACGAUGCCCGCGAGCAAGAGGAAGAGGUAGACGACGAGGACAACGACGACGAGGGAGAAGAGCAGGGCGGCGGCGAGGAGGUGUUUGGUGACGGUGUCGGCAGCAGCCACCGCUGGGCGGGGAAGGUCCACGCGGAGGGGCGGCCUGCGUGGGGAGCGGCGCACAGAGCCGCGGCGAAGGGCGACGAGGUGGAGGACGCGGCUAAGGGCGGCGACGAGGAAGAGGGCGACGAGGAGAAGCAGGAGGAGCAGGAGGAGGAGGAGGUGGGGCGAGGAGGUGGGAAGGAAUGGGGAGGCGACAAGCGGGUCCAGGACACCCAGAGCCGCAAGCACAGCACACUGAACAGCAAACAGCUGCUGGAGCUGAAGGCCAUGGAGCACGAGCUGGUGAAGAUUGCCGAACGACUUGGGGAGCGACUGGGAUGAGGCGCAGGAGACGGGAUCGAGAAGAAGGAACAAAAGACGGGAACCCCCCCCCCCAACACCCCCCCCCCCCACAAAAUAUCAUAAGACAUCGCGACCCGUCCAACGACAUCACGACUCGUGCGACAUCACGAUUAGUCCGACAUCACGACUAGUCUGACGACGUGACCUCACGACUAGUCCGACGACAUCACGACUAGUCUGACAUGGCGACUCGUGCGACAUCACAACUAGUCUGACGACAUGACGACAUCACGACUAGUCCGACGACAUCACGACUAGACCGACGACAUCACGACUAGUACCACAUCACGACUAGUCCGACGACAUCACGACUAGACCGACGACAUCACGACUCUUCGUACCGGCGGCGCUUGGAGGAGGAGGCGGCGGCAGCGGCGGUCUCCACCACGCGGUUCCGGGUGUUUCAUGCCACGUGCAGGCGGCUUGUUUAUUGACUAAUUGGGAGCGACAUUGGCCGUAGUUUUGUAAGGGGCUUCUUCCACUGCGUGGUGGAGUUUGAAAAGCCCACGCAGCUUCUCAGGAUAAUCCCGCAUUUGUUUAUUUUGAGAUUCCGCCCGACUCCCCCAUACCAAUAAUCCUA
Molecule: messenger RNA, 2629 nt
Organism: Petromyzon marinus (sea lamprey)
Lineage: Eukaryota; Metazoa; Chordata; Hyperoartia; Petromyzontiformes; Petromyzontidae
Cellular component (GO): secretory granule
Source: RefSeq, a predicted model, not a curated record